AUGACUUUUAGUAUAGCAGAUGAGGUGUUUGGGGAGAUUAUGUUGCUGGAUGCUUUAACUGGUGGAAUUGCAACAGGUUUAUUGCUUAUGUUGUUUGAGGAAUCACUUGUUGUUCAUAAUUAUGGGAGGGGGAUGUAUGGUGUUUUCUGUGAAGUAUGGGUGAUGAAGCAGUAUGGAGUUUUGGAAUCUUGGAGUAGGUUGUAUCGUAUAAAUUUGAUUGCAAACUUGAAGAAAGCUGUUGGAUUUAGGAACAACGGUGAAGUUUUGAUUUCAACUAGGGAGAAUGGUCUGGUUUCUUAUGAUCCAAAUAGUGGAAGAAAUACGGAUCUUGGUAUUCAAGGAUACACUUGGUCAUUUUUUGUUCACAAUUACAUGGAAUCACUUAUUUUGCUCAAAGGGAAUAAUGUCAUUCCAGGUGGGUUCUUGGGAGGAAUUGGAGGUUUAUGA
Messenger RNA from Solanum tuberosum (potato), 447 nucleotides. RefSeq names its product F-box/kelch-repeat protein At3g06240-like. The record is from RefSeq and is a predicted model, not a curated record. The transcript has a single exon. Lineage: Eukaryota; Viridiplantae; Streptophyta; Magnoliopsida; Solanales; Solanaceae. Bases 1 to 447 code for a protein of 148 amino acids.